Penicillium mononematosum is the source of this 1086-nucleotide messenger RNA. RefSeq lists its product as uncharacterized. Lineage: Eukaryota; Fungi; Ascomycota; Eurotiomycetes; Eurotiales; Aspergillaceae. The record is from RefSeq and is a predicted model, not a curated record. Bases 1 to 1086 code for a protein of 361 amino acids. Gene Ontology annotation, cellular component: membrane. Gene Ontology annotation, molecular function: transmembrane transporter activity. The transcript is spliced from 3 exons. Gene Ontology annotation, biological process: transmembrane transport.
AUGAUCCUUUGUCGAACUCGCCCAUCCAUUUUCAUUCCAAUAAUCACGUUUGCAUGGGAAUCUGUGGCAGCCUUGAUAGGUGCUGUUCGUCAUCAAGGCCAGCUGAUAGCCCUAAGAUUUCUUCUCGGUGUGUUCGAAGCAGGGUUUAGUCCAGCUGUCAUCUUCUUAAUUUCUACAUGGUAUCGAAAGAACGAGCAAUCAAAACGAUUCAUCAUCUUCCUAACCGCAGGUAUACUCUCAGGAGCCUUUGGGGGCGUAAUCUCGGGAGCCAUCACAUCGACAUUAGACGGCGCACAAGGUAUCCGUGGCUGGAGAUGGCUCUUCAUUGUCGAAGGAGUCGCAACUGCUGGAGUCAGCUUGUUCGUCCACUGGACUCUACUAGACUACCCGCACAGCAGUCGCGGGCUCUCCUCCGAAGAACGAAAGCUAGCCCAACAGAGACUCAUGGAAGAUGGAAUCGACCAAGGCGACUCGAAGACCCAGAACACCUCUAUCUUUAUACUCUUACUCAAAGCACUCUCAAAUUGGCGCGCCUGGGUACUGAUCCCGGGAUACAUAACCCUUUCGGGGCCCGGGGCUAUCUCAUACUUCUAUCCAACUUUGAUCAACGAUAUGGGAUAUACCUCCACCAACGCGCAGUACAUGACAGCUCCGCUGUAUAUUGCCUCUCUGUUUGCCGCUGUCCCGAUUUGCUGGUUCGCUGACCGCGAGCCCCAUGCUAGGGGACAGCUACUGGUGGGCAACAUGAUAGUCGGGAUGGUGUUUUUUGCUCUUACAGCGGCCAUUCGAAAUUAUAUUGCACGAUACGUGCUUUUGUGCUUCAUUAAUAUGACUCUCUGGACAGGAGGCGCGCUUGCUCUUUCAUUUGCUACUACGGCUCUGGCUUCGGUCACUCCUGAUGUUCGUGCGAUCAUGCUCGCGUGGAUACCUGCCGUUGCUGCUUUGGCGCAGUUAUAUGGGAGUGCCCUGUUUCCAGCGGAAGACUCGCCUGGGUAUGUCGUCGGGUUUUCUGUCUUUGCUGCUACUUUUGCCGUCGGGUCCGUUUGUCAUGGCCUAGCGGAUAUUUUGUUCAAGCGUUAUCCGUGA